AAGUGGCUCAGACAACAACAACAAUAAUUUCUGACAACAUAAAUUGACACUUUGCCCUAUUUUGGACAAAACCUUAAAACACAGUACUUCACUGUUCCGUGCUCCUUUCUGUCACCAAAUUAAUUCCUUUCUGAAAUUGCGUGUCUGCCCUAUUUUCUGAAGAUGGAACAAGGACAAAACCAAAGCACUCCUCAGAGACCUUCCAUGGAUGAUGCCUUGUAUUUUCUGAAUAGAGUCAAAGAAGUGUUUCGGGACGAAAAGGAGAAGUAUGACAUGUUGAUUCGGAUCCUGAAAGAUUACAAGGAAGAAAGGAUUACCCCUGCUGUUGUGGCUGCGAGGAUGAAGGAGUUACUCAGAGGCCACCACAGUUUGAUUUUGAGAUUCAACAAGUUCUUGCCAAAGGAGCAUGAGAUCAAACUCAAGCACGAACCUCGUCCAGAAUUAGUCCGUUUAGUUGACAACAUAAAGGAACGAUUCAAAAAUGAGGAGGGUUCUUACGAAUCAUUCGUGAUGAGUAUUACAACCUACAAACUAGACCAUCGAAAGACAACUUGUGAUCUUCAUGAUGAGAUUGGUGUCCUUUUAAAGGACCACCAAGAUUUGCUUGCGGAGUUCAGGAGAUUAAUCCCUAAUUAUGAUGCAAUUGACUAUGACGAGAGUGUUCAUGAUGAAAAGCCAAGACCGAAGUGCAAGCAAACUUGUUUAGGUUGUUUUACCGUACUGUUGUUUUGUACAAUAAUGUGGUCACUGAUAUUUGUUUACUUUGUCUGGUCUCAUGAUGAGAUAACAAAGAAAACAAAGAUAUGUUCGUUUUGCUUCCUAGGUUUGGUUCUCAUCACCUUGGUCGCUAACAUGUUCCACAAACCCUAUAACGUUGUUUGCGUGAGAGAGUAUUUAACUAAAAGGGUGAGAGGGAGAAUGCUUUCGAAGAUUCUUGCCAUUGGAGAUGGAUGGUUCUUUCAGAAGGAAACUUUCAAAUGUGAUCUUUGCCAUAGAUCUGCCGAAGAAAGUGUGGUUAAGCCUUUCAAUGGAGAGAAAAUGAGUUUAGUGGUUCAAACAAUUUGUGCAAUGGGAAUAGGUUUCAGUGUGGGUCUUAUGUUUUCAUGGAAAGCAGCCAUUGCAGUGAUAGUUGUUCAACUUGUUAUCAUUGUUUGCUUCUACAAAAGAGAUGUCCUCAAGAACAUGAUGAAGGUCCAUGAUGAUUGAAAACAGUGAGAAUCAUCACAAACAUAUUUGAAAUUUGGCAAUAAAUUGUAGAAACCUUUUCAAUUUUUGUGAGAUUGACUUUUUUCAUGUUUGAAUCCUAUGUUUAGUUAUAUGCUUGCUGAAUGAUGAAUCCUAA
Molecule: messenger RNA, 1342 nt
Organism: Vigna unguiculata (cowpea)
Lineage: Eukaryota; Viridiplantae; Streptophyta; Magnoliopsida; Fabales; Fabaceae
Product: ABC transporter B family member 18-like
Biological process (GO): negative regulation of transcription by RNA polymerase II; transmembrane transport
Cellular component (GO): membrane; chromatin; histone deacetylase complex
Molecular function (GO): ABC-type transporter activity; transcription corepressor activity; ATP binding
Source: RefSeq, a predicted model, not a curated record